Molecule: messenger RNA, 1486 nt
Organism: Actinia tenebrosa (Australian red waratah sea anemone)
Lineage: Eukaryota; Metazoa; Cnidaria; Anthozoa; Actiniaria; Actiniidae
Biological process (GO): negative regulation of membrane protein ectodomain proteolysis; negative regulation of endopeptidase activity
Cellular component (GO): extracellular matrix
Molecular function (GO): protease binding; metalloendopeptidase inhibitor activity
Source: RefSeq, a predicted model, not a curated record
CGAACCACAACUGAUUGACUCAAAAGACUGUCAACCGUCAGAGGAGAAGAUAAAUGAACUAAAGCAAAAUGAUGCAGUGGAUUAUCCUUGCGCUGUCUUUGGUCAUUAUUGGUAUGGCAAAUGGAUUGUGUAUGCCUGAACACGUACAGACUCAGUUCUGUAAUGCUGAUUAUGUUGUCCGAGUCAGAGUCAUGUCUGCUGUAAAGCAUGAAGUACCAGAACUACCGCCUCGACCUACCCCACUGGUGACGACCCAAAACAGAACGACUGACAGCAAUGAAGAUAAAAUCAAAGAAAAAACUACCCAGGGCGUGGCUCCUUGGCGUCGUGGUAAACAAGCCCCAGCCCCCUUCCGCUUCGUUCGGUCCAUUGUCUCAAAUAGAAGAAGCUAUAGGCAGUACCCUUUCUUGGGCUGGAGGUAUCAAGAAAUUAAAAUCAAGAGGAUUCUUAAGGGAGUUGGACUCGUAGAAAACACCCAGAAGACCCACGCCCAGCUUCGUACCAACAAGACUACCAGAUACAGCAGCCGCAUGUAUGUGAGUCCCUGGCUGCAACUAAAACCUGGUAAAGCGUACAUUCUGGCUGGUAAGGUCAUCUCCAAUAGACUAUAUUUGUCCAGAUGUAAUUGGUACUCUGCCUGGGAUAAACUGUCAGCUGGUCAGAUUCGUGAUUUAAAAAAGACCUUCGUACAAGGAUGCAAAUGCCGUGUCCAGUUCUGCUACAAACCAGGAUGUGAAAAAACCAAGGCGAAGGGAGUUUGUAUGUGGAGGCCCCAAGGGUUCUACCCGGUAGAUGACUGUCGGUACCAUCACAGUUUAUGCCGGGUACACAAUGGGAAUUGUCAGUGGGUUGAUAACGAGGGAUUUCAAAAGUGCAUGAAGAAUUAUACAGCUUUAAUACCCUGAAAUUACAGCGCACAAUAUGCGCGAGUAGACAUGGGCAAAACGAACAUUAUCAUUAAUUUGAUACUCGCUAUUUUGUUUCGAUCUGAGUACAAACUAGCUAGUCUUUCAGUCUCGCGUAGUUUUUAUACUCAAGGUGCUAUUGACAGGUAAACGCGCGCGGCUUUUGAAUUUGUGAUUGGUUUAGAGGGCCGGGAAGCCAUUUAAGAGCCACUGAUAAACAGUAGCAUAAAUUUUUUCACCCUUGUCUUUUCUACUAUUUCUUUUUUAAUACCAUAUAACUCAUAAAACUUUACAGUCUAUACAUAUAAAGCUUUUUUAUCUACGAUUUAUAAUAUAACUUUUUAAUGAGUUCGUUUUUAUAUCGCUAGUAGGAUCGAUUAAUUAAUACUGGCGCCAUGUUUGCCAUGCACCAAUAUCUUGAAAAAUCAGUGGUUUUAUAACAUCAGUAUCUUGCCUGUAUUAGUUUAUUAUUUUGUAAGUAUAAACAGUGUUAGAGGAAGUAAAUAGCACUAUUAUCGAUAUUUAAUUCUUUCUUGUCACGACAAAAAUAUAUCCAUUGAAGAUAAUUUGAAAUUGUUUUA